AUGUGUUUCACGUCCUCGUUCUUAGUCUCCUUAACCACACAUGCUAGGGUGCCAUCCCCAGUGGUGCCAGUCCCUGGUGUUGGACAGGUGGGACAGGGGUUGCAGAACAGCUGGGGACUGGAGGAGGAUGAUGAAGAUGACUAUGAAGAGGAAAAAAAUGACAUCAAUGGUGACGAGCAAGUGGAAGAAGUGACAAAGAUGGACGUGGGCGAAGGAGAUGUGGUUGAGAUAUCAGACAGUGAAGAGGAGGAGGUGGUCAUACUAAACCCAGAGGUGCCAGAAAAACCAAAAAAUACAGGCUCCAAGUCUCACCAGAAGGGGGCAGCAGCAUCCAAGAAACGGCAGAGAAAACGAGGAAAGGCUGCAGAUGGAGAUUUGUUCCAAAACGUCAAAACAUUUUAUUAUAAACACUGA
Molecule: messenger RNA, 414 nt
Organism: Pelmatolapia mariae (spotted tilapia)
Lineage: Eukaryota; Metazoa; Chordata; Actinopteri; Cichliformes; Cichlidae
Product: exosome complex component RRP45-like
Exons: 3
Coding region: 1-414 (137 amino acids)
Source: RefSeq, a predicted model, not a curated record